AUGGUUGAGAUACAAAAUGACACUACAUCGUUGCUUGAUCUUGUUAAUGUUGGCGGUUACUAUGGCGAGAGCAUAGUAUUAACGGUAAAAGGAUAUGACAUCCAAUACACCACAAGUCUCUCACUUGUAACAAGCAUAGACCUAUCAAACAAUAAUCUUUCCGGCGAGAUCCCAAAAGAGCUUACGAAACUUCAUGGAUUGCACUUCCUCAACUUAUCCAACAAUCAUUUGACAGGAGCUAUUCCAGAAAACAUUGGUUCCAUGGAACAACUGGAAUCACUUGACUUAUCAAUGAAUAAUCUCACAGGAGAUAUUCCUUCCAGCUUUUCAUCUCUCAACUUCCUAAGCCACUUGAAUCUCUCUCACAAUAACUUGUCAGGAAGAAUUCCAACAGCCGGUGGUCAAAUGUCGACCUUCAUUGACGACCCGUCAAUCUAUGAUGCUCAUCAAAGUCCACCUCAUGCAGCAGAUGAACAGGAAGAGAAAAAUGAUGACAGGCUUGAAACAGUGUGGGAAAUUACCAGCAUCGUCAUGGGUUUUGUCGUUGGUUUUUGGAGUUUUAUAGGAACAAUGAUCAUGAAACAGAGCAUAAGGAUUGCUUUCUUUCGAUUAAUCGACAAGGCUUACGAUUGGUGCUACGUGCAGUUGGCAGUCGGAUGUGCAAGGUUAAAGUCCAAGCAGCAAAGUGUGACUUGA
Musa acuminata subsp. malaccensis (wild Malaysian banana) is the source of this 696-nucleotide messenger RNA. The record is from RefSeq and is a predicted model, not a curated record. Lineage: Eukaryota; Viridiplantae; Streptophyta; Magnoliopsida; Zingiberales; Musaceae.